Messenger RNA from Capsaspora owczarzaki ATCC 30864, 2088 nucleotides. RefSeq lists its product as hypothetical. The transcript has a single exon. The coding region runs from base 1 to 1971 and encodes 656 amino acids. Lineage: Eukaryota; Filasterea; Ministeriida; Capsasporidae. The record is from RefSeq and is a predicted model, not a curated record.
AUGCGGCUGCAUGGCAAGAACUGGCGCAUGGUCUCGCAACACGUCGGCACGCGAAGCGACGGGCAGUGUCGCGACUUUUACAACGCCUUCCGCAAAAAGCUCAAACUUGAUUCGAUGAUUGGGCUGGGACAAGCAUCAACCGCAUCCCCUGAAGACGACGUCGACAUUCAAGGCGAGGGCGACUUUAUCGAAGCUGCUGCAGGCGCGCUGCCCUUCGACGGCGUCAUUCCCGCCCAUUCCAUCCCGUCUGUCACCACGACCCUUCCCGAUGGCACAAAGCAACUAGUCACAUACUGGACUCGUGUCGAGCGCGAGCGGCUGAUCGAAGGCCUCAAGCAGCAUGCCGGCGAUUGGAGUGCCGUUGCGCAGGUAGUGCAGACCAAGACGGCCACCCAAGUCAGAAACUUUUUCCACACCUACCGUCAGCAAAUGGAUCUGGACCAGCUGCUGUCGUCUACUCCUGAGCGGCGGUUUUCACAGUCGUCAGUGGACGAAAUUGGUAGUGUGCCAAACGCGACUGCAGUUGCCAACGAGGCGGACAGCCAACAUGUGGGCUUCAUGAGUGAUCAUGCUGCGGAGGUGGGCGACUCUCUCGACGUUCACCACGCCGUCGGAGCUGCAACUGAGCCCGUGAUCGAAACUGUGACCCAAGUAGAUGAGGGCAGCAAUGUUGAUGCAGCUCCUCCUGCAGCAGGCUUUGCUGAUUCCAACGAGCUGGCGCAUUCUGAUGAAGAGCAGCAACAUGCCUCUCCUAUGGCUGGCGUCGAAGAGUCCCAGCAACGUGCCGCCGUCGUCCCAGCCCUGGAUCGUAUCGAUUCGAGCCUCGUAGAAGCAACAUCCCCUUCUCUGAACGAGCCAACGCUGCCUUUGAUCGACGAAGCCGCCGUGUCUCACGAGGACUCGGGCCUGCCCUUGCGUGCUGAAACUCCACCACCACCACCACCAGUGGUGGCGGAAGAAGCAUCUGUGGCUGUUGAGGCAGCACCAAUGGCCGUGGAGGAACCACCAUUGGAAGUUCCCGCAGUUUCGGACGAUGCGUCAGCUGCUUAUGAAGCACCUGCAGUACUCGAAGAAGCGUUUGCGGUGCUGCAUGAAACUCCAGUUGCUUUCAAAGACACUCAUGAGGAGCCCACCGCCGCCGCGUCUCCUGCCUGCCACACUGCCGACACCGAUGCCAUGCAAGUGGAAUAUUCUGAAACUUACCCUGCUCAAUUGGAGGCUCCCACUGUUCCGACAGCCGAGACGACGUCCAUGAUGCAAACGGACGGGCACAUCGAGGCGCCAGAGCACACUCCGUCCUUUGUUGAUCCUGCAUCGAUCCCGAAUCAGCCAACUCCUCUGCCCGAACCUUCGGCACCUCUCGACAUUGCAUCGGACCUCAGCCAGCACCACCCACCUCAGGACGAUACGCCAACCAUUCCGCCGAGCUUUGAGCCUCAUGUCGAACCUACAACGACGGAAAUCGACAAGGCAGUCGACGCGCCAGCGGGCGAGACGGCUGUGGCAAGUGACGUCCCCGACGAGCCGAUGUCAACCGUCGUCGCUCCAAUGUCGACAGAGGAGGAUGCAGUUGUGGCCGAUCAAAACCCCGAGUUUGCUCUUCCAACUACCAGCACGGAAGUCUCGCCGCCUCUGCUUGUGGCUGAACCGAGUGAGCCGGAACAAACUCUUCAUUCUUCAUCAGAGCUCAGCCAGCAACCUGUGCCCGCCGACGCUGGCGAGGACGGCACUGUCGUCGCUCCUGUCGACGCUGCCACUCCUGCUGCGGACGUUGUUGUUGCUCCCACUGACGCGGCAGCCGACACUGUGGCAGAAGUUGGGGUGGAAUCCCAACCAGCUGAGCCGCCUUCCUCCGAGUUGCCCGAGUCUCGCAGCCCUGUUGCAUCUGAAGUCGCGUCGGCCGAGGAGGCGCCACUGCUGCCUCCGUCCACUACGGAGGAAGGAGCCAACAACAACGAGGCUCUCCCUUAAUGAAUGCGAACGGAGCCGGGUUGUUCCGUUUUGGUUUUGAUUUCACAAGUUUGAUUGUUUUAUGUUGUUUCUGUGCGUGUUUGUGUAUUUCGUUAUGAUUAAGUUUUGAAUUUUACA